Melanotaenia boesemani (Boeseman's rainbowfish) is the source of this 2024-nucleotide messenger RNA. It is a transcript of the gene casp8, whose product is annotated as caspase 8, apoptosis-related cysteine peptidase. Gene Ontology annotation, biological process: proteolysis; negative regulation of extrinsic apoptotic signaling pathway via death domain receptors. Bases 352 to 1833 code for a protein of 493 amino acids. The transcript is spliced from 12 exons. NCBI's taxonomy places the organism in Eukaryota, Metazoa, Chordata, Actinopteri, Atheriniformes, Melanotaeniidae. Gene Ontology annotation, molecular function: cysteine-type endopeptidase activity; protein binding. The record is from RefSeq and is a predicted model, not a curated record.
ACAUGUAAGCUGGACUAAUUCAAAUUAACAAUCAAUUAGAAACGUCAUAUGAUAUUUAAAAUUCUACGUCCCUUCGAGCUUUUAAUUUCUGAAAGGUUUGCUCAUUAAAAACGCGUAUUUCCUCUGAAAGUGAAACACGACGAGAGAUAAAAACGGCAACGAGACAACCCAAACUAGACCUGUGAAUAGUUUUGCUCUCUGGCAACAUUACCGGAAUUUUUCCUCCUUUUCUUUUUGUUUUUUCUUCUUCUUCUUCUUCUUUUGGACUAAAUUUGACGGACAAGUUUUCAACCCCCUAACCAAGUUCUGCAAGUUGAGAAUCCAGUCUGUGCUCGUGACAGCUGACGCGAGAUGGAGAAACUGGUCCUGUACCACAUAGAUGAAGAGUUGGACUCCUCAGAAGUGGCACAGCUUUGCUUCUUGUGUAGUGACGUUAUGAACAGGAAGAGUCUGGAGAAGAUCAAAGAUGCAAAGACAUUGUUCUCAAGACUCGAGGAAAAGGGCCUGCUGGAAAAUAGUUCUUUCCUUUGUCAGCUGCUUGAGACUAUCCAUCGAGCAGAUCUUCUCCGUGUACUGCAGAAUGAUAACAGAUUACAAGAGGAAACAGAUGCUGUUCCUAUCCUGUCUAACUAUCGAGUAAUGCUGUACAAGAUAUAUGAAGACAUGACUCAGGAUAAUCUUAGCAGGAUGAAGUUUUUGUUGAGCGACCAACUGGGCAAAAGGCAGCUUGAGAAUAGCAAAACAGCUCUGGACCUUUUUACUGAAAUGGAAAAGAUGGAAAUAGUGUCCAAAAUGAACGUUACCAAACUCUAUCAAGUGCUGCAACAGUUUGAUCAACAACUAGCAACGACUGUAUGGACUUACAUGGAAGCGUUGCAACAGCCACUUCAAGAGAUCCAACCUCCUCAUUACAGCAUGGAUCAACAGGGGCUGAACAACACCACCACCUCCACUCUGCCACCACAGCCCUUUCUGUCCAUAGCGGAUACUCAGCCCAGCUGUGGAGGAGAGAGCAUUUACUCUGAUGCACAGCCAGACACGGAGUCAUCAUCUCUUUCUGAUGAGACAGAGUACUACUCUCUGACUCAUAAACCUCGAGGUUUGUGCGUAGUCAUCAACAAUGAGCACUUCACAGGGCCCAACCUGAGAACACGGGCUGGAACUCAGGCGGAUGCAAAUGCUCUGAAGACAGUGUUCACUCGCCUUGGCUUUCAAGUGGUAAUACACAACAACCUGACUGCAGAAGAAAUUCGCCGUAAUAUACACACACUGGGUACAAGACGUUUUUCAGAUGAUGACGCCUUGGUGCUAUGCGUGCUUUCCCAUGGGGAAAAGGGGUGUGUCUAUGGCUCUGAUGAAAAAGAAGUCCGCCUACAAGAACUGACAGAGUCGUUCAGGAGUGGCAGGGCCCCCACUUUGGCAGGGAAGCCAAAACUCUUCUUCAUCCAAGCGUGCCAGGGGAAAAGCAUGCAGAUAGGAGCCCCACCCUGCCUGUCAAAGCGAGGACAGAACGAGGAGGAAACAGAGAACCGCAUCGAGGAUGAUGCAUCUUCCGGUGUCAGCCAGACAGUACCUUGGGAUGCAGAUUUCUUGUUAGGCAUGGCCACCGUGGCAGAGUACAAGUCAUUUCGAAACACCUCCACAGGCUCCAUCUACAUCCAGGAGCUGUGUAAGCAGCUGGAUAAAUCAGCUAGAAGCUCGGAGAAUGACGACAUCCUCACUGUCCUGACACGUGUGAACAGGGAAGUCAGCAAAGGAGUGUAUUUAAACUACAAACAAAUGCCUGAGCCCAAAUACACUCUAACCAAGAAACUUGUCUUUAAAUAUGUGUGAGAUGUCUGUCACCAAGGACCAGACUUCUCAAACUCACAAAUACUACAGUUUACAAUGUGCAUGGGCAUAUAUGAGUGUGUGUGUGUAUGCAACAAAUGACUGGGUGAAUUUGCAUUUAGCCAGAAAUCAUGAAUAAUCAAAUGUUGAAAACAUGUCAUUUUGAUUUUUUAAAAUAAACUUUCUCAACCCUG